Suillus discolor is the source of this 934-nucleotide messenger RNA. RefSeq lists its product as uncharacterized. Bases 91 to 768 code for a protein of 225 amino acids. NCBI's taxonomy places the organism in Eukaryota, Fungi, Basidiomycota, Agaricomycetes, Boletales, Suillaceae. The record is from RefSeq and is a predicted model, not a curated record. The transcript is spliced from 4 exons.
CUCCCUAUAAAUCUCCCAUAACUAAGUGUACCUAGCUGUGUAUCCCAUGAGUAAUUCGUAUCUCCCACCAACCUGACUGCACUCUUUAUCAUGGGUCGACCCCGGCUUCAUGCAACGGCGGAAGAAAGAGCUGCUGCUGCGCGAAAAUAUAGACAGGAUUACUAUGAAAGGAACAAGAAAAUAAUAAGUGUGAAAAUGGCAGCCAAAUACAAAGCACGACGUGCGCGCAAGCCGGGCAUGAAAAAGCAUGAGCCUGCGGAGGCCACACAACCCAUCGGGCAUUCUCCACAGCCCGAGGGGCAUGUUACCGAACAAGAGACAUCCGUGUCGGAUAGCGAGAGUGAAUACGAGUCGCUGCCUGACAGUACUUCCCAACGCAUUGAUUUACAACAACGCAUCCAAGACAUUCAAACAGCAGUAGCAGAGACAACUGCUCUUCAUGCUGAGGACUACUUCGAGCAUCUCUACUCCAGCCUGACGAAAAACUCGAAUGAUUAUCAAGUCCGAUUAUCAAUAAUUUCGGACGCCAUGAAACUUUUAGAAGGACAUAGUUUGCAAGCCCGCACGUUAGAAGCAGAACUUGUGCAAGAGAAUAAGGCCGGGAAAUUGCUAUCCCAAGCACAAGAGCUCACACAGACAUUACGGGAUAUGACGGGAGCUGCUGAAGAGCUCUGGUGCUUCAUCGUAGACGAUCCAGAUGCUACGAAGCUCAUACAGCAAUAUUCUCGAAAAGAAUUGCGAUUUCAACGACCGAAUGUAGACAAAUGAUCACUUGACUUUUGUUUUUGACAUUGAUGAUAUACGAAGCGCCGGCGGCUGUUGAGCGGGGAUAUACUGAAUGCACAUGUACUGCGCAGUAUGAUCGAUGAUAGCAGAUAUCACUUGGGAAAGUAAAGUGAUCACAAACCGAAUAUCGUUUUUCUAAGCAAUCGCC